Thlaspi arvense is the source of this 1242-nucleotide messenger RNA. NCBI's taxonomy places the organism in Eukaryota, Viridiplantae, Streptophyta, Magnoliopsida, Brassicales, Brassicaceae. The record is from the annotation of a GenBank genome assembly.
AUGGAGUUUAGCAUUCCUUCAUCAAACUCCACGUUGAUUUCGAGUGCUUUAGAGAAGAGGAAGAGAUUAGAGGAAGAUUUAGCGAAGAGAUUAGAGGAAGGUUUAGCGAAAUCAAGAGCGGCCAUACGUGAAGCCGCGAGGUCGAAGAAGUAUGCAUCGGAGAAUAAACAAACUUUUGUUCCUCGUGGAGCCGUUUACAGGAAUGCAUAUGCAUUUCAUCGAAGCCAAAUUGAGAUGGAGAAGAGAUUCAAAGUGUGGGUGUACAGAGAAGGCGAGGCGCCGUUAGUACACACGGGUCCAAUGAAAAACAUAUACAGCAUCGAAGGCCAAUUCAUGGACGAGAUGGAGUCAGGGCUGAUCCCAUUCGCGGCUAGCCACCCGGACGAGGCUCACGCCUUCCUCCUCCCCGUCAGCAUUGCCAACGUCGUUCAUUAUCUCUACAGACCGCUCGUGACCUACUCGAGAGAUCAACUUCACAGAGUGUUUCUUGACUACGUCAAUGUCGUCGCUGACAAGUAUCCUUACUGGAAUCGAAGUCUUGGAGCCGACCAUUUCUUCGUUUCUUGCCAUGAUUGGGCACCCGACGUCUCGGGAUCGAACCCGGAGAAGUUGAAAACCAUGAUAAGAGUACUCUGCAACGCCAACACAUCGGAAGGUUUCAUGCCCCAAAGAGAUGUCUCAAUCCCGGAGAUCAACAUCCUUGGAGGCCGCCUGAGCCCACCUCAGAUAUCCCGCUCUUCCGGCCAAGACCGACCCAUCCUAGCUUUCUUCGCAGGCGGCUCACACGGCAGUAUACGCAAGAUCCUACUGCAGCACUGGAAAGACAAGGACGAGGACGUCCAAGUCCACGGCUACUUAGCCAACAACAAAGACUACUUCAAGCUCAUGUCCAAGGCGAGGUUCUGUCUCUGUCCUAGUGGCUACGAAGUGGCUAGCCCUCGAGUCGUUGCAGCCAUUAACUUAGGCUGCGUCCCUGUCAUCAUCUCCGAUCACUACGCCUUGCCCUUCUCAGACGUUCUUGAUUGGAGUAAGUUCACCAUUCAUGUUCCCUCUGAGAAGAUCCCGGAGAUCAAAACCAUACUAAAGAGCGUGUCAUGGAGACGCUACUUGGUGUUGCGGCGAAGGGUUUUGCAGGUCCAGAGACAUUUCGUGCUCAAUAGACCCUCUAAACCCUUUGAUAUGCUUCGAAUGCUUCUUCACUCCGUUUGGUUGAGAAGGCUAAACAUGAGGUUGCCUUUGUGA